AUGCCGUUCUUCACGCAACUCCGUCGCCGGUCUCGAGCCAGUUUCCGCACCAAUAAGUCCACCGAGUCGAAAUCCAACGAGUCGCAGUCCAAUGGAGAGAUGACAUCCGGCAAAUCUUCGUCCACGCUGGAGACAGCCUCCUACAGCUCGGUCACCCCGCCGUCUUCCAUCAAACCUACUGUUUCGUCUCCCAACCUGCCCUCGUUGAGCGAAGGCAAUGGCAGCGUUAAUGGCACGCAUCUUCCCGUGCCUUCCCAACGACCUGGUCCCCAUACCCUCCAAGGUCAGCGCAAUAGUACCGUCAUCGGUGGCAGUGCGAUGUCUGUCAAUGGUACACUUCGGUCGCCGACUCCGUCAUCCCCCUAUGCACCUAGAAUCAUCUCCGUUUCGGAGAAUUCCUGGGUGCAUCAAAAAGUCCUAUUGAUUUACGGACAAAUCGGAGACCCCAGACAACAUCCGCUGGACGGAAGUAUCACGGUCUAUCACCAUCAAGACGCCUUCCCCUCGGUCAGCUGGCCCGUCACAUCCUCCCAUUUCAAAGCCCUCGUGCAUCUCGUUCCCGGUCCUAAUCGGCUGCGCUUCGACUUCGUAUCCACGAAACUUUCGUCUGGUAGCGCACAUCCCGCCAUUCAUUCGUCAUGGCUAUGCGUCAACUAUCUUCCGCUGGUGAACGCCCCACCUCUACAGCUGGUCAUUUUACUAGGCAAAGACUCCGAUGGCACCUUCGAUGCCACGCCGGAGAGAAAACAACGCGAGGGAAAUGGUCUGGAAACGGCAAUUAAAAAGUACCGCAUGGCGGCCUAUCUGUGGCAGUCCUUCACCGGCGAACAGAUGUUCCGUAACAAUUUCGGCCGGCGAUGUUUUCGAUUUGAGGAAGAAUGGCAGACCGGCACCUUGAGUCGGCGGGAUAUCAACAACGGACAGAUGCGAAACGAGGCUAAGGUUCACAUCGUGCGCACCGACAAAACCGUUGCUGAGCUCCGGGAUCUUAACAUGGCCCAGCAACAUGGCCCGGCCACCAAGAAGGAUGAAUUGUUCCGUAUUGCCAAGGACGCCGUCAGGAGCCAUUUCCAGCCCCAGCAGAGUCAGAAGCAGUACGUUUCCGUUCUGCUUCUGGAUUCUCACUGGGACACGGGUGCCCAAACCAUCACCGGCCACGCGGCAUUAGGCUCCAGUGGGGACGAUAUUAAAAUGGCCAUUUUCGGCUCUCACAGCCUGCAGAGCUAUCCCAGCUGUCUGGAAGAAGUCGUAGAUUCGUUCUCCGACUGUACCAGGACUAACACGGAUUAUGUGGCGAAUGACUGCGGUGAAGCUGGGUCCAGUUGGGAGUCGGCCAAUAUCGGGAUCGGGGCACACCUGCACGAAGUCGGCCAUCUCUUGGGCAGUCCUCACCAAGAGUCCGGUAUCAUGCUGCGAGACUAUGUUCGUUUCAAUCGAUCCUUUACAACGCGCGAGCCAUUCUCGACUCGGACAAAGCAACAGGGUCUCAAACUAUGCUUGCCUCAGGACGAAUGUGGCUGGCACCGACUGGACGCGCUGCGCUUCCGUUUUCACCCCUGUUUUCGCCUGCCCGGGGACGCCCCGGUGAGUUCCGAUGACAGCGUUCAGGUCUGGCCUGUCGAAAAUGGUAAAAUCUUGAUCACCGCCGCCUCUGGAAUCGCGUUUUUGGAGCUCUAUGCAGAGGACGAUCAAGUUUGCCACAACUUCAUAGAAUAUAUCAAUAGCGAGUCCAGCAGCAAUGGGCUCCCCAAACAAAUCACGGUGACGGAGAAUGAGUUGCGGCAACGCGUGUUUGGCACCGAGAAGGAGAAGAAAAAGAGGGUCAAGAUGUCGAUCGUGUCCGGUGCGCUUGGCUGCCAUACCGUGGAAUCGAUUAGCAGCUUGAAAUCCAAGCUGUCCCUUGUGAAACUACCCAAGGGUCACACCGGCUACAAGGGUGGUGCAUUGGGAUUUUCUCAGAUGGAAGGAAGUCAACCCCAGCAAAUUCUGCUGGAUUGUGCCUUCUCGACUAAGCUCUUGACCUCUAUCAAGGUCUACCAUGGAGCCGCAUUGGACGGUCUUGAGUUUUUCUAUGAAGAUGCCACCAGCCAACUCUUCGGAAAUAGAGGAGGCAAACCUGGGGGUGAUGAUUUUGUGCUUGAAACCCGACGUGGGGAGAUAUUGCUUGGCUUUUAUGUCCGAGCCGGGGCUUGGAUUGAUGGUAUCGAGUUCUUGACGAGUCUGGGCAGGAAGUCUGGUGUUUACGGUAACGCCCAGGGAGGCUCAGGACACACCUUGAUCCCACCUUUGGGUUACAAAAUCGCCGGGAUUUCAGGAUCCUGCGGACCUUGGAUUGAUGGGUUCUCACUGAUAAUCAUGCACUGA
Aspergillus steynii IBT 23096 is the source of this 2364-nucleotide messenger RNA. RefSeq names its product zinc metalloproteinase family protein. The transcript has 5 exons. The record is from RefSeq and is a predicted model, not a curated record. Gene Ontology annotation, cellular component: cytoplasm. NCBI's taxonomy places the organism in Eukaryota, Fungi, Ascomycota, Eurotiomycetes, Eurotiales, Aspergillaceae. Bases 1 to 2364 code for a protein of 787 amino acids.